Messenger RNA from Perca fluviatilis (European perch), 1905 nucleotides. It is a transcript of the gene slc1a4, whose product is annotated as solute carrier family 1 member 4. Gene Ontology annotation, biological process: L-glutamate transmembrane transport; L-serine transport. NCBI's taxonomy places the organism in Eukaryota, Metazoa, Chordata, Actinopteri, Perciformes, Percidae. Gene Ontology annotation, cellular component: plasma membrane. The transcript is spliced from 8 exons. The record is from RefSeq and is a predicted model, not a curated record. Gene Ontology annotation, molecular function: L-aspartate transmembrane transporter activity; L-serine transmembrane transporter activity; L-alanine transmembrane transporter activity. Bases 26 to 1804 code for a protein of 592 amino acids.
UACCGGCUUCUGUGCGCAUGUUCCAAUGGCUUUUUGUGUCGUCGCUCAUUCUCCAUUGGCUCUCUCUCCACUCUGCGCUCAGCCUUCACACACACCAGACCAGCUCUUCACACAGCUGAGUGCGUGCGCCCAACGUGUGUGCGUGUGUGUGUGCAUCCAACCAACGCUGCCUGGACCGGACUCAGCUUCCCACGCCGCUCUGAAGAGGAAAAAUAUGGAGAAAAAGAGCGCGAUCAACGGGCACAUGCCCAGCUCGGCGUCCACCGAUCGGAUCCUGGAGAAAAGCGCGCGGAAGAGCUUCAGGGAGAAGCUGAUGGAGUUCCUGGGAAAGAACCUGCUGGUGAUCAUGACGGUGUCGGGGGUGCUGGUGGGCAUCGGGCUCGGGAUGAUGGUCCGCAAAAUGGACCUGACCAAGGCGCAGAUGACCUACUUCGCCUUCCCCGGAGAGAUGCUCCUCCGGAUGCUGAAGAUGAUCAUCCUGCCCCUGGUCGUAUGCAGCCUCGUCUCCGGCGCCGCCAGCCUGGACACUCGCUCCCUGGGCAAGCUGGGGGGCAUCGCGGUCGCCUACUUCCUGGUGACCACGCUGAUCGCCUCGGGGAUCGGGGUGGCCCUGGCCUUUAUUAUCAAACCCGGCGUGGGCGCAGGAGCCCUGAACACCAACAGCCUGGGGCUGGAGAGCGUCAGCAGCAACAAGGAGACCGCAGACUCCUUCUUAGACCUGGCCAGGAAUUUAUUCCCAGCAAACUUGGUGGCUGCUGCUUUCCGUUCUUAUGCCACUGACUACAAGAUGGUUGCUGUAGGGAACGACACCAAUGGGACUGCCCUCUAUCAAAAGGUUCCUAUUGGUACAGAAGCAGAUGGCAUGAACAUCCUAGGUCUGGUGUUAUUUGCCAUGGUGUUUGGAGUGGCGCUGAGGAAGCUGGGAGAUGAGGGAGAAGAACUCAUUCGUUUCUUCAACGCUUUCAACGAGGCCACCAUGGUGCUGGUGUCCUGGAUCAUGUGGUAUAUCCCUUUUGGCAUCAUGUUUCUUGUGGGCAGUAAGAUUGUGGAGAUGGAAGAUGUGGUUCUUCUGGUCACUAGUCUGGGAAAAUACAUAUUUGCUUCAAUCCUGGGCCACAUUAUCCACGGAGGUAUCAUCCUGCCACUAAUCUACUUUGGCUUCACACGCAAGAACCCCUUCAGUUUCCUGUCAGGCCUCAUCACGCCCUUCACUACUGCCUUCGCCACCUGCUCCAGUUCAGCAACUCUUCCCUCUAUGAUAAAAUGUGUGGAGGAGAACAAUGGUGUGGAUAAACGCAUCAGCCGCUUCAUCCUUCCCAUCGGGGCCACUGUCAACAUGGAUGGGGCGGCCAUAUUCCAGUGCAUCGCUGCUGUUUUCAUCGCUCAGCUUAACAAUGUUGAUCUGAACGCUGGACAGAUCUUUACCAUCUUGGUGACAGCCACAGCUUCAAGUGUCGGUGCAGCAGGCAUCCCAGCCGGCGGCAUCAUUACCAUCGCCAUCAUCCUGGAGGCCAUCGGCCUGCCGACCAACGACCUGUCCCUUAUGCUGGCUGUUGACUGGAUUGUGGAUCGUACCACCACGGUGGUGAACGUGGAGGGCGAUGCUCUGGGUGCUGGAAUUCUCCAUCACAUCAACCAGAAGGAGAUUAAGAAGCAGAAGGAGCAGCAGCAGCCGCAGGAGGAAGGGGAGCUGGCAGAGGUCCUGGUGGAGGUGGUGGCCAAAGUCCAGGCGGAGGAGGAGAACUCGCUGUACAUCAUUCACCAAACCAAAGCCAUGCCUGAAGCCAUUGAGUCGGUCCUGUGAACUAAGCGAGACUUUUUCUCUUGCCCCCUGACCUAUCGAUACUUCUGAUGUUGCUGCUGACCGGAUACCAUUCUGACUCAGUAUCCAUUAAAAAAAAAAAA